Messenger RNA from Mercenaria mercenaria, 1948 nucleotides. RefSeq lists its product as uncharacterized. The transcript is spliced from 6 exons. Lineage: Eukaryota; Metazoa; Mollusca; Bivalvia; Venerida; Veneridae. The record is from RefSeq and is a predicted model, not a curated record. Bases 216 to 1400 code for a protein of 394 amino acids.
GAAGCUACGUCAGUGAAGACUGAUAUCAAAUACAAGGAAGUAAAACAUAAACGAAAUUCCAUGAAUCAUCAUAGAAUCCCAAACUGAAAACGAAACUACGAGUUCAAGACUAUAAAAAGAAAGCAGAGAGCGGAUAAAACAGAAUAGUUUCUCACGAGUUAAGUAAGGGUCAUCGAAUUUACAUUCAGAUAUAGUCGUCAUUUGAUUUAGUUGAAAUGGGGAAUGCGGCAAAUACUACACUUAAAGAAGACAUACGAGUGGAAAUAACAAAAGAACUAAUUCAAGAUUACCAGGAAAAAAUACAUGUUGUUGACCAGACCAUGUCGGGAUUUGCUAAAUCACUGGACUCGCUGAAGGCGUCAUGUGAACUAUUACUUCGGGAGUCUGACAAGCGGGUGACUGCCCCUCAAGAUAAAGACAAAGUCAGCUGUCAAAGCAACAUGGACGAAGAAGCAGAGUUAGCUGUGCAAGUACUGAAAACAAUACAUGAAAGCUUGUCGGAUCAGAAAAUAACAGCAUUUGAGUCUCUCAUCAAGCUGCUUCAUUUUAUAGCUGAAACAGGAAGAAGGUAUACACAUGAUGCAGGAAAUGCUAUGGAACUGUCAUUGGAGAAAUACAUGAAAACUAUCCACACAGAAAGCGAUGCAAAAAAUACACAGCUGCCUUAUUAUGAAGCGAGAAUACAAGACCUAAGAAAAGAACUAUCACUGCAAAUCAAGUUAAACAAAACAAAUGAAGAUGAAAUCAGAAUGCUGAAGAAAAGGGUCGACUCUUUUCCGACCGAAAGGGAUAAAUUAAAGAGUAGAAUAAAAACCAAGGUCGAAGAAAUUGAACGUUUAACUGACAAAAUUGAGAGGAUCGAACGCGAAACAGAACAUCCUGAAAACGGAUUUGAGUACGUAUCUUCCGCUGAAAUGAAUAACGUACAGGAAAGGAAUCACACGACGGAUGAGUCAAUGGAAUCAAACCUUACAUUCGUAUCAAGUCAUUUUCAAGAUGUAUCUGAUGAGUUUCAAAAUAAGGGUGCAGCACAUCAGCCCCAAGAUCAGAUGGGUACCAAAGAUAGCAAAGUAUCUGAAUUGACGCAUGAAAUCAUGACUUUGAAGUCCAGAUUGAAUUCUCUUUACGAGAAAACAUGUAUACACGUCCAGGUUUUAAAUAGAAGCGCAGCGAAGAAAUCUGUUGCUGAUGUGAUUGAAAAGCUCAAAUCCAAGAUUGACAUUCCUACCUGCGAGUUGUACAUAAUAAAGAGAAAAGAUACUGUAGAAGUAGAUCCAGAACUACCGUUACUGGUUUUUGGUCACACUAAACAUGGCCCCUCAGGUUCAGCCAGAGAAGCGCUACAGGGUUUAGAAGGUUCGUACUCAUCUUUUAAAUUUCUUUUAUUUAGAUGUUCGUAACUGCACUGUCUUUAAUUAUAUACGUAAGAUAUUUUCAAGCAUAGUUUAUUCUUAAGUUAUUUACUAUGAACAAGACUAUAAUUAUGUCAACUUGAUUCUUAGUUAAAAACUUCUAAAAUAUUUUACUACUUCUUUUCUCUAAAUUUCCAACCGUACAUAGCAAAGAAGACGAUGGCAUUGCUGCUAGUACACAGAGAUAUAUCCGAGUCAGGUAUUCGGUCAAGUGCUGCUACAAUCUUAACUGAGAAAUACAAGUCGCUAGGUGGAAUAUUUGACAUACUACACGACCAUCAAAAGGAAAUCGUACAGGGAGACUUAAAUAGCAGAAGUUUGAAUGAGCUUACGAAAUUCAUAAACAAAUAUGGUGUUAAAAAAUCAAGAGUCGAAACAUUUCAUAUUGAGUAGAAACAUAAACUAUCACAAUAAACACAUUUUUGUAUUAAUUUUAGUACUGAUAAUGAAAAAAGGACAGGAAGUAGCUUUUUGCCGCUUGCUAACUAAAGACAACGCGGAUGCAUGAAUGAACAAUUUAUUUCUUUAACAUGACU